This is a messenger RNA of Stegostoma tigrinum, 879 nucleotides long. It is a transcript of the gene ncbp2, whose product is annotated as nuclear cap binding protein subunit 2. Gene Ontology annotation, molecular function: RNA cap binding. Gene Ontology annotation, cellular component: nuclear cap binding complex. Gene Ontology annotation, biological process: mRNA cis splicing, via spliceosome. Bases 134 to 628 code for a protein of 164 amino acids. Lineage: Eukaryota; Metazoa; Chordata; Chondrichthyes; Orectolobiformes; Stegostomatidae. The record is from RefSeq and is a predicted model, not a curated record. The transcript is spliced from 4 exons.
GCACGGACGGUUUCAAGUGGACGGACAAGACGGGAGUUUCUAGUCACCUGCUGCUUCCGGCAGCGAGGGUCGGUUGCUGCUUGUCUGUUUUUUGCUUCCCUCUCCGCCUCCGCCAGACUUUUUUUUUGGUGUCAUGUCUGUUGUGCUGAAUGCCCUCAACAGCGAUUCUCAUGUGGAGCUGAGCCAGUACCGGGAUCAGCACUUUCGGGGAAGCCGAUAUGAGCAGGACAAAUUGCUACGAUAUAGCUGCACUCUCUAUGUUGGGAAUUUGUCGUUUUAUACAACUGAGGAACAGAUCUAUGAACUCUUCUCAAAAAGUGGUGAUGUUAAGAGAAUCAUCAUGGGAUUGGACAAAAUCAAGAAAACUUCAUGCGGAUUCUGUUUUGUGGAAUAUUACACACGAGCUGAUGCUGAGCAAUGCAUGAGAUUUAUUAAUGGAACACGCUUGGAUGAUCGGAUCAUCAGAACAGAUUGGGAUACUGGCUUCAGGGAAGGCAGGCAAUUUGGACGAGGCAAAUCUGGCGGUCAGGUACGUGAUGAAUACAGGACAGAUUAUGAUGCCGGCAGAGGUGGAUUCGGGAAACUGGUCCAGAUGCAGAGAGUUCCAGAGCCAAGACAGAAAUUCUAAAGUUUCAGUGGCUGUCUUGAUAUUUCAGAUAAUUAAGCUAGAAUCUUUGUAGAAGAUUGGGUUUGAAGCAAAUGGCUAAUACUUGAAUGCCUGUGGCUUUAUGCUGUUCAUUCUUUCCAUAGGCCUAUUGAGUUUUUUUAAAAACGCCUGCAGAAGGAAGAUGCCUAGCUGAGGUGAAAUCACUGUCCGAUUUGUUUCUUGUAAAGUUGUAGUUUUUGUCAACUCUAAUAAAAACUGAAGAAAUGCCUGCA